GGACGGCCCAGAAAGAGGAUAACUGGGGACAAAAUGCGUGUCCAAACUUCAAAUGUCUGAACAAAAAAGCUGUCAUUUUCUCCGCGAAAAUGUUCGAACAUCUAAGUCCCGUUGCCCUUAUUCACCACAUGUUGAGAGAAACCUUAUAAUUCCUCCCAAAUAUUUCUCUAUUUCUUCGCCCAGAAUCCAGAUACCUUCACCCUGUCGCUGAUUUCUUAUCCCAGCCGAAAUUUCUCAAUAAAUUUGUAUAACUAUUUUAUUGAUUUGAUUUGAUUCUUUACCAGGUUGAUUUGUUUUUGGCUAUGGCAUCCGGUUCACCAACUGUGAAUAAGAUCGAGAGGGCUCACCAGAUGUACAGAGAAGGCAAGUACGAGGAAGCGCUGGAUUUUUACACCGAGGCGCUUUCUAUGGCCAAGAUCAAGCCCCAAAGGGUUGCCCUUCACAGCAAUCGUGCCGCGUGUUAUCUCAAACUCCACGAUUUCAAGAAGGCAUCAGAAGAAUGUACCUCAGUGCUCGAGCUUGAUCACAAGCACACAGGAGCAUUGAUGUUGCGUGCCCAAACCCUAGUCACCUUGAAGGAGUACCAUUCAGCACUUUUUGAUGUCAACAGGCUCAUUGAGUUGAACCCAUCUUCAGAAGUGUAUAAAAAUCUUCAAGCCCGUCUGAAGUCACAAUUGUCACUUGCUCCAAUACCUGAAGAUGAGGCGGAACUAGAAGAGGAUGAUGAAUUGGUUGAAAAUAAGGAAGAAGAACAUGGUGAAAAAGAGAUAGAGGUUGGUGAAAGUCAAGAAAAAGAUGUAAUGGAAUCAGGAGGGGCAAGCCAGCAAAGAGCUGCAUGUGAAAGUGCCAUUCCAACAGAGGAAGCUAUUACCUCCAAAAUUCAGAGCAUGCAAAAGCCAUCCGAUCAACAGUCAGGCUGGCAGGCAAUACCAAAACCGAAAGGGCACUCUCAGCUUGAUUACUCGCGUUGGGACAGAGUUGAAGAUGACUCUAGUGACGAAGAAGAUGAUGACCCCGACGAAGAGGAGUCUCUGCCUCAAUACCGUUUUCGCGUUAGAACUGUUGGUGUAAGGGCGGUUAAAUGAAAUGGCAUAGCCACACAGACAUGUAAUCAUAUCUUCUCUCGAUUAUCUCUCUGUAGAUUUCUAUCCAGAGAUAAAAAUUCUUACAGAUGAAGAAAGGCUUCAUUGCAUUAUCCUGACUGCUUUUUUUAUGGAAAUCUUCAUUUGAUGACAACUCUUAUCUAUAAUGUGAAGAUUUGGAAUAUCCAUGUACCUGCUAUACAUACCUGUACUCUGAGAUUGAAACUGAGCAAUCGGGCAUUGUGCACAUCCAACUUGAACAUUUAUGCUACCUGUUCUGUUGAGACAAAUGGCUCUGCUACUGAACCAGUCAACCUGCGGAGAGUGUUCUCUUUUUAACCUAACUCUGUUGUUCCUUUGCAGGAUUCUCCGUAAGCAGUACUAUUGGAGACUGGACAAUACUGUGAAAAAGAUUUAUCCUUAUUUCUAAUAUUUAGUAUUGUAAAGUCUUGUCCAAUGUUGUGUACCGAAGAUACAGCUAGUUUUGCCUGUAAGUUUGCUAUCUUGGAUUAUUCACUGAGUGCAUGUUUGGUAUGCAAUAGCUAGUGUCACUACCUGCAUAAUAAAGAGAGUCAAGCUUGUUUGAAGUUUGAACAUGGAAUUGUAUGCUAUCUGUGUUAUUAGACCUGUAUGGAUUCUCUUGUCAAUCGUGUAACUUUUUGUACUCUC
This is a messenger RNA of Olea europaea var. sylvestris, 1751 nucleotides long. Its product is annotated as protein unc-45 homolog A. NCBI's taxonomy places the organism in Eukaryota, Viridiplantae, Streptophyta, Magnoliopsida, Lamiales, Oleaceae. Gene Ontology annotation, molecular function: protein binding. The transcript is spliced from 4 exons. The coding region runs from base 303 to 1085 and encodes 260 amino acids. The record is from RefSeq and is a predicted model, not a curated record.